This is a messenger RNA of Patiria miniata (bat star), 2345 nucleotides long. Its product is annotated as gamma-aminobutyric acid type B receptor subunit 1-like. Bases 28 to 2196 code for a protein of 722 amino acids. The record is from RefSeq and is a predicted model, not a curated record. Gene Ontology annotation, molecular function: G protein-coupled GABA receptor activity. Lineage: Eukaryota; Metazoa; Echinodermata; Asteroidea; Valvatida; Asterinidae. Gene Ontology annotation, biological process: G protein-coupled receptor signaling pathway; gamma-aminobutyric acid signaling pathway. The transcript has 17 exons. Gene Ontology annotation, cellular component: membrane; G protein-coupled receptor heterodimeric complex.
UGCAAUGGAGGAAAAGGAACCGAUGUUAUGUACCGUGAGCUCUACAACAAAACCACUACCAAGAUCAUGGUACUAGGAGCUGGAUGCUCUAUCGUCACCCAACCUACUGCGCAGGCGUCACACCACUGGAACCUAAUUCAGCUGUCCUACUCCUCAGCAUCCCCGCUGUUGUCCAACCGAAACCUCUUCCCGAAGUUCUUCAGAGCCUUCCCCCCGGAGACCGUCUUCAACGUGGUCAAGUUCGCCAUGCUGAAACACUUCGGCUGGAAACGGGUGGCCACAUUGCACCAGACUAUCGAUCUGUUCUCUCUGCCGACAGUUGCUUUCCUAGACCACGCCGAAGAAAACGGAAUCGAGAUCAUCACGUCUGAGAGUUUCGCCGACAGUCCGGCCAUCCAGGUGUCGAAUCUCAAGAAACAAGGUGCGAGGAUAAUCAUUGGUAACUUCUACGAGACCAAAGCGAGACAGGUGUUUUGCCAGGCUUACAAAGAAGGGAUGUACGGAAAGAAAUACGUGUGGAUCAUCACCGGCUGGUACAGUCACCAAUGGUGGUUAUCAGAAGAUGACGAGAACAGACACGAUUGCACCAAGGAGCAGAUGGCGGAGGCCGUGCAGGGCUACUUUACGACCGACGCGCUGCCGCUCAGCCUGGCUAAGGAGCCCGGAGUAGCAGGCAUUACGACAGCGCAAUUUGAAGCGGAAUACAAGGAGUAUGUCGGCGGGGAACCAGAGACGUUGUCCGGGUACCAGGAAGCCCCGUAUGGUUUCGACAGCGUGUGGACGAUAGCGCUAGCCCUGCAGGAGGCGGAGACCAGACUGCAGGAUUUGGUUCCUCCCAAGACGAUUGCAAACUUCUCAUACGAUGACGAUGAGAUGGCAAAAAUAUUCUUCGAGGUUAUCAACGCUACAAACUUCGAAGGCGUCUCGGGACCUGUGCAAUUCACAUACGAUGGCGACCGCAAGGGAUUAAUGCAAGUUGAACAGAACCAAGAUGGGGCUGAAGUGAGAGUGGGGAUUUAUCAUCCCACAGCCGAGGAUGAGAAUAAGCUUCGGUGGACAAAUGACCCUCGCAUCGUCUGGCAAGGUGGCAAGCCACCUGCAGAUUCGAUCCUUGAGGAGGAGCUGCCUCAGACCAUCUCGCAGGACCUCUUCAUCGGGAUGGCGAUCCUCGCUGCCGCGGGGAUCGUGUUGGCGAUAGGCUUCCUGGCAUUCAACGUGCGUUUCAGGAACAGACGAUUUAUCAAGAUGUCCAGUCCGAAGAUUAACAAUCUCAUUCUAUUGGGAGGGAUGCUGAUGUAUGUGUCAAUCUUCUUCAACGGACUGGACACAAGCAGGGUGCCGUUUGACUCGUACGUCUGGAUGUGCAAGGCCAAUACUUGGUGCCUCGGCAUCGGCUUCUCUUUGGCUUUUGGCGCAAUGUUCAGCAAAACCUGGCGAGUGCAUAAGAUUUUUACCAGCAAAACCAUGAUGAAAACGAUAAUAAAAGACUACCAGCUCUAUGUGAUGGUGGCUGUUCUAGUUUUGAUCGUCACUCUGGUUUUGGUUAUCUGGGAGAUCGUGGAUCCACUACAGACGGUAGUAAGAAAAGCAGCCAGACAGCAAACAGAUGACCUGGAUGUGGUCAUCAUUCCUGUCCACGUGACCUGUGAGUCCACAUGGCAGGUGUAUUGGGUCGGGACUCUCAUCUGCAUCGAGGGUUUACUGCUUGUCUUCGGCGCCUUCCUGGCCUGGGAAACCAGAAAGGUGACGGUCCCAGCCUUAAACGAUUCCAAAUACAUAGGAAUGAGCGUUUACAACACCGUGAUCCUAUCGUUCAUUGUGGUUCCUGUUUCACUCAUCUUGGACGAGGUGAACGCUCGUUACGUCAUCAUGUCUAUCUUCAACGUGUUCGCUACGACACUUACGCUGUGUCUGGUAUUCGUUCCAAAGCUGAAGGUUCGGAACGAUAUUCACCCGAAGGGCAGCAUGCUGUCCACCAUGAAGAGCGGCGAAGAAGGGGAGAGUGACUCGGACAAACGAAUACGCAUUCUCAAUGAUAUGAUUCAAAGGUUACAAUCAUCGCUCGUUAAGAAGGACGACAUUAUAAAGGAACUGGAGACAGCUGGAGUCAGCGGCCAGACCAAACAUCACAGGGACUCAGCAGAUGAGGGAAUCAACACGGCAGGAACGUCUCAGGAAGAUCCGGCUACCAGCUAGCUAGCUCGGAUUUACGAUGUGUACAGUGUAUAUAGUGUUGCACGAUUGUCAAUUACAUGUAAAUAAUCGAUUACCUGCACAACGCUAUCAACUAAUCGCACAAAGCUUUAUAAUAGAGAUUUACUUCUUAAUGUUGAUUGUGCUUAAUG